AUGUCCAAAAUACCAAAUACUCAUUUACAUCCGAAUACGUGGCAAAAAAUGAAAGUAAGGUGUGCAACUCAAAUUUUCAACAGAACAGUAUCAGCAUUAAUUUGUAGUUUUGGCCUUAGGAAAUGGUCAGAAUUGCGCAUCUGUGAAGACGACAAUGAUGGUUAUUUAACUAUUGAUGUUCUAUCAUAUAUUUCCACUAACGAAAAACCAAUUAUUGAGAAUAAUCCAGUAGUAGAAGUACUUGAUGAAUUAGAUAGUACGUUUUUAUCAAAUUCAAAUUCAAAUUUGUCUUCAAAUUGA
Molecule: messenger RNA, 300 nt
Organism: Cinara cedri
Lineage: Eukaryota; Metazoa; Arthropoda; Insecta; Hemiptera; Aphididae
Source: the annotation of a GenBank genome assembly